UCCCCCUGCAGAGCGGCUGGCAGAGGCCCAUUCCACUCUGUUGUGACUUGUCCGCUGGAGAAUGAGUCAGACUCUCACUCUGCACAGCGUAUUCCUCCAGCACCUGGAUGCACUGCCAUGCGCUGAACAGGACACACUCACCGUGGUGGAACCUGUGAACAACUAAUCCGAACGGGUUCACGCUGUGGUCCCUUUGCGACAGCGAGCGUUGGAUGGACGAUCUAUUCAGAGCCACGGCUGUGGGCUCUGCUGGAAGGGUUGGAGGAAGCGGCGCAGGGUUCGGUGAGUCCAGCAGCUCCUCUGGACCAGGAGGCCUGGACCUCGCCACUCUACGAGCCUUCUCUGCUGCCACCUCCGGGGGAGGGAGGUCGGGCCCUUUGGGGGGCUCUGAAGCAGGGUUUAGAGGAGGAGGCAUGUCCUCUGUCGGUGCGAGUGGUGGCAGAGACAGGAAAAGGGAAGCGAGUCUCGGUGCGGCGACGAAGGCCAGCUACGGUCCAGGGGGACACGGAGACUUGAAGAGAGGGCCGUGCUCCGCUGUCCCUCACUCGCCCACUCCGAAAGAGAGGAAGAGCACGAGCGCCGCCACGGCAGCCGCCAACUCGGCUGUCUUUUACGAGAGUUCAAGCACAAACUCGUCUCCGGAGUACAGCAGGAAGGAGUACGGCUCUUCAAGUGCAACUUCAAGCAGCGCCACCAGAGGGAGAACUCAGAGCAGAGAGAGUGAGAUCAGAGCCAGGCUUCAGAGCGCUUCCCCGCCAGCGAGAUGGACGGAGCUGGACGACGUGAAGCGUCUGCUGAGAGGAAACCGCUCCACCAGCGCCAGCGCCAGCCCCCCUCAGUCCCCUAACAACACGCUGCCCAUCCCCAAGAAGGCCAGCGUGGAAACCAGGGCCGCGUCGGACAGCGCAGAUCAGUACGGCAACGUUUGGUCCGGAGGGAUGAGCAGUAGCUACGGUUACGACACCAACCACAACAACCUGUCCUCCCUCUCCAGCCUCCACCCGUCAGGAGUUCAGAACAACCUGACACCCGGCUCUCCCUCCAUGCACGGGAGCCCUUCUGCUGGUAGCUCAGUUCCUGUGUAUGGUGUCCAGAAUAACCUGGGCAGUACCGGUGCUGUGGGCCUCUCUCCAACUGGGACCAACCCACACAUAGUUUACGGUGUGCAGAAGAACGUUUCUGGAUUGAGCACCACUGCAGUGAGACCCAGCAGUCCCUUUAAUGAGGACGCCUCAGGCAAAGACUUUAAGUUUGUGCUGCUGGAGAAGGAGAACGCUCCGGUCAAAAAGGAGACAGAGCGCCUGAUGAUGACCCAGAAGGACACAGGGAAGCAGUUCAUGUCUGCUCGGCCGGCUCUGGCUUCUGGCACAGACUCCCUGAAGAGAGACAAACAGGAGCUCUCAUCCAGCAGAGUGGAGGGAGGAACGGACGCCAAAUCUGCAACCCUAAAAGUUGCCACAAAAGACAAAGCCACCUAUGCAGAGAUCGGUAAAGACGAGUCAGGCUUCGGCUUCUGCUCCUGCUGCAGCUGGUGGAAGUGGCUGCUCGGCCUCCUGCUCGGCCUGCUGCUCCUCCUCGGCCUCCUCUUCGGACUCAUCGCUUUGGGCGAAGAGGUGAAACGGCACGCGAGCCGCCUCGAAGCCCUUGAAGCCGUUACUGGCACGGCAUCAGCCAGGUCCAGCCGACUGUCGGCCUCCUCGGCCGUCAACAUCAUCGACCCGCUGGACGCUUCGCACAUCGCCAGCGGCCCUUCCGGCUCCACCCUGACCCGAUCCGAAAACGGAAUCGACCUGGGGGCUGUUGAGCCCGGGGGAGGCGCGGGGAGCGGACCCGGACAAGACAGCGGCGCCCUGCAGAGAGCCGUUCAGCAGCUGGUCAAGGCCGAACUCCGCUCGGACGCUGUGAGAGAAACACUUGCUCACUCGCUUAAAGGGGAGAAAGGAGAUCCAGGACCUAAAGGUGAUCCGGGGCUGCUGGGACCAAAAGGUGAUGGUGGAUUUCCCGGCCUGCCAGGGCCCCCUGGGCAGUUGGGACAUCCAGGAUUGGAUGGACCAAGAGGACCAAAGGGAAGUGGAGGUGAAGCGGGUCCCGAGGGACCACCAGGUCAGAAGGGGCGGGACGGGCUAAUGGGCCCCCGUGGAGAGAUUGGACCACAAGGCUUUGGAGUGAAAGGAGACAAAGGAUCUCAAGGUGAGGCAGGACGUCCGGGUAUGGCUGGUGCUUCUGGUCCUGUGGGGCCAAAAGGUCCCAUGGGAGAGCAGGGUUCCUCAGGAAGCCCCGGAGCUCCAGGUCCAAAGGGUUUCCAGGGUGAGGCAGGAGCACCAGGCGCUAAAGGUGAUCGAGGAGCAGCAGGUCUUACAGGAAACAAAGGAGAACAGGGAGAGAGGGGACCACGUGGAUCCGCAGGUGAACCUGGACAACCUGGACCACAAGGCCCUGCUGGAGCAAAGGGAUCUAACGGGAUUGCAGGUGACGCAGGUCCGAUGGGACUUACUGGAGUAAGGGGACAGCCGGGACUUCCUGGAGAUGUCGGUCCACCAGGUCAACCAGGAUCUCCUGGUAAAGUCAUCGCUCCAAUUGGUUCCAAUACUGUGGCCAUACCUGGACCCCCUGGGCCUGCCGGGCCUGCUGGGCCAGCUGGCCCCGCUGGGCCUCCAGGUCCUGCUGGAACCCAUGGUCUGUCUGGUCCCGUUGGCCCCGCUGGUAUCCCAGGACAACCUGGACCCAAGGGAGAACAAGGAGAGAAAGGAACAGGAAUCGGUUUACCCGGACCUCCAGGAGAGAGAGGAAAACCUGGCAGCUUUCUGCCAACCUCAGAAACCUUUUUUGCUGGACCACCAGGACCCCCUGGACCACAAGGUCCAGCAGGAGUCAAAGGACCACAGGGGUACCAAGGUCAACCAGGUCAACCGGGCCUUCCAGGGAGUCCAGGGGAACCAGGGGUUGGUGUCCCAGGUCAGCCAGGACCCAUGGGGCCUCAGGGUCCAGCCGGCCCAGAGGGGCCACAAGGACCUCAAGGACCUCAAGGUUAUGGAGGACCCCCUGGUGCCCCUGUGGCCGACAAUGGUGGCUCAUUCAGCCUUGGAGCCCCAGGCCCACCUGGACAACCUGGACAACCUGGACAACCUGGACAACCCGGACCACCCGGAAGAGACGGAAGUGGGUCUGGAUCAACCAAUGUUGGCCAGUACAUAGCAGAUUACCUUCACAGUGAUGGUAUCAGGCAGUACCUGGCUGGACCUCCUGGACCUGCUGGUCCUCCAGGGGCCCCAGCGCCUGCAGUGGAUGACUUGGCCAACCAAGUUAUUGCCUACAUCCAGAGUUCAGGUAGAGGAUACGAUGGGGCUCCUGGUCCUCCCGGUCCUCCAGGUCCACCCGGCUCCAUCUCUGUUAUUGAUGUUAUCAACGUAUUACAACGAGAGGACGUGAGGAGAUACGUGGCUGGUACUCCUGGUCCACCAGGACCUCCCGGAGCUCCAGGCCCCGGCAGCUAUGGAUUUAACACCCAGGAGGUAGCUGAACGGGUCCUCGUCCUCAUGAACGGAGUCUAUCAGGGGCCUCCUGGUUCCCCUGGUAUCCCUGGUCCACAAGGUCCACCUGGACCAGCAGGUCCAAUUGGUCCACCAGGACUUGGGAACUACAUCAGUUCAGACAUUCGUGAUUACCUGCAUAGGGUUGCCUUCAGAGACCAACCAGGCCACCCUGGUGCCCUUGGACCCGAGGGCACCAGAGGUCAAACCCCCGGCUACGGAGAAUAUCCCAACGGAGAGACGCUGAAAGCAGAACCACAACAAUAUACCAAGAGACACGAGGGAGAGCCUGGUGUGCCGGGCCCCAGAGACCUGGAUACUGAAGACUUCGCCCAGAUGGCUAUCAAAGUAACUGAUUACAUCAAAUCCCGCGGCCUCCUGUACGACAUCGUGAGAGAAUACAAUAGUCGUGCGUUCCAAGGACCCCCAGGACCGCCGGGGCCCGCGGGUCCCCCUGGAGACAGCCGGUGGUUUGGUUCCCGUGGAAACGCCACAGAUCUGCUGGAAUACAUCAGGUCUCGCGGUCUGCUGCGUGACUCGGAUCGAAACCACAAUGAUUCCCCCGUCCAAGGGCCGCCAGGACCACCCGGCCCCCCGGGUCAACCCGGACACAGCCGGCUGUUUGGUUCCCAUUCAAACGUCACCGAUUUAGUGGAAUACAUCAAAACACAUGGAGCCAUUGUGGGGCAGCCUGGGAGACCAGGACGCAAAGGGGACAGAGGAUACCCAGGGCCCAAAGGAGAGAGAGGAGAAUCCGCUGUGAGGAACCGGAGGAGGCGGGACGCUGCGGCCUGACACGGGCUCCGAUUUCUAUAUUUCUGACUGUGGUUCAUGAAUAUGAGCUGGUUUCAUCCGCUCAUUUGGGGGGAGGAGUCGCUCUUAUCGUUUACGCCAGUCUGCAUUUUAUAAUUUUCUUUUUUUUUUUUAAUGUAAAUUGUUUUUUUACAAAGUUAUAGCUUUUCUGUCAGAUGAUUGUGCAUGAGAGUAAAAACUAUAGUACAGAGAAAACAUGUUUUAUUUACAGCACUAUGAACAUCGACAUGACACAUCUAAGAAAACAGACAUUUAUUUUAAUAAACAUCAGGAUUUUGA
Gasterosteus aculeatus aculeatus (three-spined stickleback) is the source of this 4622-nucleotide messenger RNA. RefSeq lists its product as uncharacterized. The record is from RefSeq and is a predicted model, not a curated record. Lineage: Eukaryota; Metazoa; Chordata; Actinopteri; Perciformes; Gasterosteidae. Gene Ontology annotation, biological process: extracellular matrix organization. Gene Ontology annotation, molecular function: extracellular matrix structural constituent conferring tensile strength.